AAAAAACCAAAUUUUUAGUCCGAAGAAUGGCAACAACAAAACUAAUGUCAAAUAAAAAUACCAUCUUGUUUUCAUUGUCGAGCCGCUGGGAUUUAUCUUAUUAAUAAAAAAUGAAUAAUUCGCAACUUAACGUAACAUGUUCACCAGGAACUUUCAUGCGGAUUCAAAAAGAUCAAGUCUACCGGCAACAGUUAGCUUCCCAAGUGCUAGAAAAUCGGGAAGAUUACAAUGAAGUAAUCUUCUCAACGCAGCUAAUGGGAGAAGUUCAUGAGGCUCAGAGUGGAGUAUGUACAGAAGAGGCUCAAAAUCCGGUAGAGGCACUGGAAAUGCAAAGCUCACAACGAAGUGAGGAGGAACUUCCAUCCGAGGGAAUGUUCGGCUCCGCAGAGAAGCAAGCAUGGGUUGAAGCCCCAGUAAAAUUAAUGCUUGCGCUUAUUGAGGAGCUGCGGCCCAAGGUGGGGAAAAGCGCAUCCGUGAAAAACAAGACAAAAAUUUGGAAAAUUAUCACUGAGCGUAUGGCAGCGGAAGGGUAUAACUUCUCAACAGCGCAGAUUGAGAACAAAUUUCGGACUAUGGAGCGCAAUUUCAAGAGGACGAAUCUGCACAACAAGCAAACCGGCAGAAAUAGGCAGACGUGUCCAUACCAGAAUGAAUUGGAGAAAGUGCUUGGAGAGCAAAGAGGAAUAAAUCCCGAUUUCGUGCUGGACAACGAGGAGCUUGAAGGGAUUGCGCGAAAUGCAGGCCCACCACCAGAAAGCAGUUCUGAUGUGGAUCCAUCUACGAAUGAUGAUGUUCCAAGUUGUGCUCCUAAGCGAAGGAAAGUUGCAUCCAAUGAGCGGACGUACCAAAAAUUGGAGGAAAUGGCAAGGGAAAGAAAGGAGUACCAUUCCAAGGUUUUGGUGCUGUUGGAAAAAAAGGAACAGAGAGCACAACGGAAGGAGGAGAUGGCACAGAGGAAGGAAGAGAUGGCGCAAAAGAAGUUGGAGUUGCUAGAGGCUCUUGUCAAGCAAAAUAAGCCUUAAUUCUAAACCUAU
Rhagoletis zephyria (snowberry fruit fly) is the source of this 1034-nucleotide messenger RNA. RefSeq lists its product as uncharacterized. NCBI's taxonomy places the organism in Eukaryota, Metazoa, Arthropoda, Insecta, Diptera, Tephritidae. The record is from RefSeq and is a predicted model, not a curated record.